Molecule: messenger RNA, 780 nt
Organism: Parnassius apollo (apollo)
Lineage: Eukaryota; Metazoa; Arthropoda; Insecta; Lepidoptera; Papilionidae
Source: the annotation of a GenBank genome assembly
AUGGCCACAUACAGCUUAACUGAAUCCCUCGCCGCCCUCAUAAACCAAUAUGGUUUAGAUAACAAUGAGGCGGGCCUCGCCGCCAUCGCCACCGUCGCCGCCCAGGCUCCCCUCCCUGCCCCUCAGGCACACCAUCCUCCGCCAGUAAUCGCGUCAUACCUCGAAACGAGGAACUCUUUUGCCCCCCUUGAGUCUUCUGCCCCCUUAGAGAUGGAGUACGCAUGCUCCGAGUCCUCGGCGCCGGCCUCCCGGAAGAGGCCCGCCCCCACUUCAGGCUCCGGUUCAUCGGAGACCUAUCACUCCGACGGAACCGGGGAGUCUACAUUUACCACCGUUAACUCCAAGCGCAACGGUAAGCGCGCAGCGUUAAAACGUACCCCCCCUAUCUCAGCGGCCCCUGCCACUCCUACAACCUCCGCAGCCCCCGCCGCUGCCGCCAUCCCACUUAUGUCACUAGAUAUCCCAACUCCGACAAAACCAUCCUCUCGAUGUGCACCAGUCCUUGCUAAGAAGCAAGUCCCGCCCCCUGUCUUCCUUAGAGACAAGGCAAAAUUUACCCAACUGUCGAAAACCUGCUACGACGCAGGAAUCAAGUACGACCAUGCCGUCAACCUCGGGGAGGCUAUCAAAAUCAUCCCCAGCUCGAUCGAGGAUUUCCGUCAACUCACCAGGCUAUUCACAGCCGAAAGAGUUUCGUAUCACACUUACGCUCUCCCGGAAGAGCGUAAAAGCCGUCAUCCGAGGCGUCCCUUUCGAAUUCUCCAACGAGGAAAUCCUUGA